CAAAACAAAAGGAUUAAUUUGCUUCACUGGCUUUUGUACAAUUAAAUCGUCUUCGUCGUCCUCGUCUACUUUUUCUUCCUCUUUCUCUUCUGUUGUUUUCGCGACAAUAUCUACUGUUUGUAGCUUUUGAAGACGCCUCAACGCUCUAGAGGACAUUUUUGUUUCGCUCACUUGAGUUUUCCUUAUUGAUUUAGCAAUGAAGGCCAUCUAUAUACUCCUACUAUUUUUGGCCAUUGCUUCGUGUGUAAAUGCCAAUACAGAAAUACUUCGUUUCACUACUAAGAACAUAGCACAACUAUGUACUGAGGAAUACGAGAUCGCUUCUGAGCAUGAUGUUUUGGAUACAGCGUCGAUCUUAACACCACCGUUUACUAAACUUCAAGCUAAAAUAGUACCUGCAGACGAUGUGCAACUAUACAAGCUUCAAAAUUUGACGGAGGGGUCUAGCUACGAACUUCGAAUAUCUUAUCCAGCAAUCACACCAGCCGAUUUUACAAUGAGAAUAACCCAACUGUGUCGAUUAAAUAGAAACGUAGGCAGUGUUGAGGGAUUGAUUAAGUUGACAGCCGUGUACACAGGCAUAUCUUCAAUAAAGGAUAUGGACAAAAACCCAGUAGUAUACAAUUUAGGUAUGCCAUAUCUGAUGAUGUUUGCUUGCAGUAGCCUAAAUUGAUGCCUUUAUUUCCACCAAAAAAAAAAAAAAAGUACUUGAACGUCUUUAUUUAGGCUUCCUAUUUUAUCAAGCAUACAAGAUAGUUAUCGCUAUUGUCACUAUGAUUGUUGUGGGCUAUUUUGUAUUUGUACCCUUUCUCAAAAGCUUCCUUACCCAACAACUAAAAAAAUUAGAACAGCACGAGAGCAAUAAAUGUCAUUAAAGAAGUAGAAACAGAGCCUGGAACUUUAAUUCGAACAACCACUAUUAGCCAAGG
Messenger RNA from Mycotypha africana, 929 nucleotides. RefSeq lists its product as uncharacterized. The transcript is spliced from 3 exons. Lineage: Eukaryota; Fungi; Mucoromycota; Mucoromycetes; Mucorales; Mycotyphaceae. The coding region runs from base 197 to 673 and encodes 158 amino acids. The record is from RefSeq and is a predicted model, not a curated record.